AUGACCACUCCCGAAUUUCCUCCCGAAUUUCCUCCCAUCCCCGAGGGGCAGUUCGAGUUAUACGCUGACCUGUACGCCAAAGAAGGUCGCGCGGAUGACCUAGAGAGAUACCUCCGGAAACUGGUUCGCUUGACCCAGUCCGAGCCUGGAGUGCUGGAAUACGCCAUUGCCCGCGACGAUCAAAACCCCAACCACUUCCACGUCUUCGAGCGCUACACCGGCAGAAAGGCGUUCGAGGAGCACAUUGCGACGCAGGAGUUUGUGGAUUUUACCAACUCGGGAGCUCUUGCACAACCUCCCAAGCCCAAAAUGCUCCACGCGUUAAAGCCCAUAUGA
Molecule: messenger RNA, 336 nt
Organism: Fonsecaea multimorphosa CBS 102226
Lineage: Eukaryota; Fungi; Ascomycota; Eurotiomycetes; Chaetothyriales; Herpotrichiellaceae
Exons: 2
Coding region: 1-336 (111 amino acids)
Source: RefSeq, a predicted model, not a curated record